Molecule: messenger RNA, 1167 nt
Organism: Adineta steineri
Lineage: Eukaryota; Metazoa; Rotifera; Eurotatoria; Adinetida; Adinetidae
Source: the annotation of a GenBank genome assembly
AUGGCAACUAUGAAAUCGGGAUGGCAUUAUACUGGUGAUAUGACAUGUGGACGAGCAGAUCAUACAGCAUCUUUAUUAAAGAAUGGAAAUGUAUUAGUAGCUGGUGGAGGUGGAAGUGGUACUAUAAUUUACAACACUGCUGAGAUAUAUAACUCAUCAGCAGGUAUAUGGACUAAAACUGGUAACAUGACAUAUGCACGUGAAGUCCAUACGGCAUCUGUAUUGCAUAAUGGAUUAGUACUAGUUGCUGGUGGAGAAAUUGAUAAACAAACUUUAGAUAGUACUGAGUUAUAUGACCCAUCAAUGGGUAAUUGGACUAAAACUGGUAAUAUGAUACAUGGAAGAGUAUUUCACGCUGCAUCUGUGCUGAAAGAUGGAAAAGUCUUAGUUGUUGGUGGAUUAGGUAGUGAUGGGACAGUUUUAAACACUGCUGAAAUAUAUGAUCCAUCAACAGGUAAAUGGACUCUUACUGGUAACCUAAGCGCUGCGCGAUAUGACCACACAGCAUCCAUACUUGAUGACGGAUCGGUGUUAGUGAUUGGUGGAGAAGAUAAUAAGAAGGCAACUCCAACCUCUCCUGGAUACAUAGUUGAGUUAUAUAACUCGUCAACUGGAAAAUGGACUAUUCAAGAAAGUUUAAAUAAUCCGCGGAUUUGGCAGUCAACAUGUGUGUUAAAGAACGGAAAAAUAUUAGCAAUUGGUGGAUUUCCAAUGUUUGGGCUUGAAGAUUUAUCCAGUACUGAGUUGUAUGAUCCAUCAACUGGCCAUUGGACGAUUACUGGCAGUUUAAAUCAAGCGAGAUCGUUUACAACAGCGUCUCUAUUAAAUGAUGGAAGAGUAUUAGCUGUCGGAGGAGCAUUAUUUGAAGGAGAUCCUCUAAAUAAUGCCGAGUUAUAUGAUCCAUCAACUGGUAAUUGGACUGUUGUUGAAGAUUUAAAUAGUGCACGACUGGAUCAUACAUCAUCUGUUUUACCUAAUGGGCAAGUACUAGUCACUGGUGGAUAUGGUCCAUUUCUUCAAGCACUAGUUGAAUUAUAUGAUCCAUCAACAGAACUUUCGACAACUCUCAUUGGCAUGAAACAUAAAGGACGAUCACAUUCAAUAUCUAAAAUAACAAAUGCAAAAAUGUCGCAUGCUCGCAGACAAAAUCGUUCCAAACUUCUCUGA